AUGAACGAUCAGAACCGCCGCGAUCCCAGAUCUCAGGGCAAUAUGGCGCCUCAUCAGCCCGGCACUUUCGAUCACCACGACCCAAGAUAUCAACAGCGCACCACUGGUAGAUCUGGUACGGUGAACGCUCAGCAGCCUCCUACCUCGCCACAGCCAUACACCGCAUCCUCCUGGUUUAACCCUGCAUACGCUGCGCAGUAUUACGGAUACUCUCCCGUUGCCGAAGAUCCUUACCCCAACAACACCCCAUUCAUGCCCGCUCAUCAGAACGCGCAGUCGUUGCCUCCUAUCUCUUACGGUGGUGAUUCCGGUAAUCCAAGCUAUCAGUCGCCCUUCAAUCCUGCAUCGCAAAUGCUCCAGAACUGGACUGUGGCUCAGUCUGAUCUUGGCCCAGGCAUGCAAUAUGCUGGGCAGCAGUACUCCAUACAGCAGAUGCCUCACCAGCAGACCGCUUACCAACAAAGUCCUGCUCAGCAAGUUCCAAUGCAAUCACAAACCCACAUCAAGCAGGACCCGGAGUCCAACGAUAUGUACUCUGGCAACUACAAUGACUCCCGCGGCGCAUACUCUGGUGACUACGACAUUCAUACCGAUCCAUACGCUGGCAACUACACUGCCGAUUAUGCUGCUGAAGAUGACCCCAGUGCGCAGCUCAUGCAGGAGUUGACACAGCAUGCUCGUGACACCCAGACUGUUUCUCCGGCCUCGGACGCAAGUGACAGCAAAUACGAAGAUACCAACCAAGGUUGGGGAGACUCCACAGUCGGUGUGACUCAGUCUUCAUCGAACAACUCAAUGCUCUAUACUCCUCACGAGAUCCAGAACGCUCAUCAAACUUUCAGCCGCUUCGAACAUCAGAACCCUAUCAGCGCGGCAGACCAGGCAGAACACGAUGAGCUCCAACACCAGGUCGACCAAGUCCUUGCAGGCUUAGAUGAGGACAUGCAAGACGCCAUUUCAGAGGAACAGGCUCCCAUUCCCCACACCGACACUGCUAACACCGAUGUCGAUGAAGACAGUGCCAUGCAACACGAAGAGCAUGCAGUUGGCGACGAUCACGAUGAUGAUGAGGUCUCUCGUCGCGAUCCCGAACAGGAAGAAUCUGAUGAAGACACCAUGGAGGACGAUGUCGCCGAAGAGGUGGAGGUCAAUACCUCUGACGAAGACACAAUGGUGGACGAUGCCGACGUUUCUGACGCUCAGGAAGCACAUGACUCUGGUGUCGAGGACUUUCCUCAAGUCGAAUUCGAGGGCUACAUGCUCACCGAAAGCCCCCUCAAGACCAUCAAGAAGACUAUCUCAAAGGAAGACAAGGAACUUCACCACAAAGCUUGGAAGUUGCAGCCUCAUCAUCUGCCCGCUCACCGCUACUGGAUGGUUAUUCUCAUGCACACCGUGCAGCCUUCGAAGGCCAAAGUCGAGAAGGACUUUGUCUGGCUCAAAGGUUCCAGAAUCAACACAGUCGAGACGAUGUGGAACAAGUACCGCGAGGUCACCACCGAGGAACAACACCAGAUCUUGUUCUGCGGUCGAGUCCCACAGUUCACUGAUACCGUUGAGGCACUGGACACAUUCGGCGACAAGCUGAUCGUCUUCCGCGCUGCCAAGCAGGAGGUCAUCGUCCUUGAUUGA
This is a messenger RNA of Aureobasidium namibiae CBS 147.97, 1632 nucleotides long. RefSeq lists its product as uncharacterized. The transcript has 3 exons. Lineage: Eukaryota; Fungi; Ascomycota; Dothideomycetes; Dothideales; Saccotheciaceae. The record is from RefSeq and is a predicted model, not a curated record. Bases 1 to 1632 code for a protein of 543 amino acids.